CACGUGGAGGUUUCGAAGCGAAGCAAUGUUUUGAGCUAAGGGUAGCGAGUCCAGUCACGUGAUGACUCAGAGAGAAAAGUCGUUCUGGCUUCACGACCAAUUGCUGCGCUUUAUCAACUCCAACACCACCUGCUCGUUUCAUGCAUGUGGCCUGCACUUGAGGGCAACAGGCCUCUCGCCUGGAAUGGAUGCUGGUCGAGUCAGUGGGAAUCUGACAGCCUCAAGCAAACACACGAUGCACACCGAACACGUACGGCUACACUGUCAUUGGCGUCCCGCCUCUUCAACUGCAAACACGACUUCCCGGGUGCCACCUCCGUAUUUGAGAUGGGAUAUUUCUACCAACCGCCUCCCACGUACUCUCGAUAUUUGAGUCUCGAAUUCCCUCAUGUCUCACAACUCCAUCAACUGUCAUCGCGGAACCAAAGGAUUUCAGUGCGGAACGUCGGCUGCACCUCAGCUGUUGGGCACAUGCAGCAUCCUUUCAGCUCUCGAAUAGUACCCGCUGCACCGGUGCCACUCGCUCCAGGCUGCCGCACCUCGUCAACACCGGGAUCCUGGCCAAAGUUGGCUCCCUCGCCGAUCUCGCGAUCCCUUGCUUCUGCCUGAAGCCGUGGUCUCACACCAUGGCUGCGCCAUUUCUUCCUUCCUUGUCAACUGUCAGGCGAUCCGCGCUCUACCCACGAGCUAUUCUCAGGGAGCAAAUCAGUGUUCGCCGUGGCGGGCAGUGAGGAUUCUCA
Molecule: messenger RNA, 740 nt
Organism: Hyaloscypha bicolor E
Lineage: Eukaryota; Fungi; Ascomycota; Leotiomycetes; Helotiales; Hyaloscyphaceae
Exons: 1
Coding region: 145-609 (154 amino acids)
Source: RefSeq, a predicted model, not a curated record